This is a messenger RNA of Liolophura sinensis, 3422 nucleotides long. Its product is annotated as cytochrome P450 4F12-like. Bases 266 to 1783 code for a protein of 505 amino acids. NCBI's taxonomy places the organism in Eukaryota, Metazoa, Mollusca, Polyplacophora, Chitonida, Chitonidae. Gene Ontology annotation, molecular function: monooxygenase activity; heme binding; iron ion binding. The transcript has 14 exons. The record is from RefSeq and is a predicted model, not a curated record.
UCAAAUUUUAGAUGACAGUGAAUGCAGAACCGAUCAGAGCGGUGCAAUGACCCAGGAGCCUCUCACCAAUGCAGUCGCUGUGAGUUCAAAUCAAGCUCAUUCUGGGUUUCUCUUCGGCUGUAGCCUACAUGGGAUGAUCUGUCAACAGCCUGUAAAGAGUUGUCGCUUUCCCUCAAGCUGUGCCGAGUUUCCGCCCACCAUAAUGCUGGCCGCCGUGAUAUAAGUGAAAUAUGUUCUGUAGCUUGAGCUACAUGUAGGUCGCAAGAUGUCUGUUGGCUAUAGUAUUCUGGUUGUUGCGGUGACUGGAUUUUUGGCAUGGGCACUCUUCAAGCUAUUGCCAGCAUUGUUAUCUCUAAAAGCCAGGAACAAGGCUAUGGCCAAAUUCCCAUUCAGAAGUCCAGUUCACUGGUUGAUGGGAAAUAUACCACAGGCACGGUCUGCCGAAGGCUACCUGAAGUUCUGCACCGAGAUGAUGUUAGAACAUGGCCGUGCCUUCUCCAUGUGGUUCAGUACUACCCCUCUCCUGUACCUCUGUCACCCUGACACAAUCAGAGAGGGAAUCAAGAACACCGAGGCCAAACCCAGAUCUGGCCUGCUCAAAGGCUACGCCAUGGUGGAACCCUGGAUAGGUGAAGGCCUUCUGUUAGCCUCGGGAGAGAAGUGGGAACGAAACCGAAAGUUGUUGACUCCAGCUUUUCAUUUUGAUAUUCUCCGUCCCUACAUCAAAGUUUAUCAGGAAGCAGCGGAAAAGUGCUCAAAUAAUUUUAAAAAGCUGAUCGCAAAAUCAGACAGUGACAGUGUGGAAGUUUCAGAACCUCUUGGUUUAUGUACUCUGGACAUCAUGCUGACGUGUGCUCUGUCAUUCCAAACAGACCUGCAGGAAAAUGGGCAUCCUUAUGAAAAGGCUGUUGGACGACUGAUGGAACUUGUCAGAGAACGUUCAGUGCACCCUUUGUACCUUGUGAACUUUAUCUGGUGGCGAUCUAAACUUGGAAAAGAGUUUCAAGACUUGUGUGAUUACACUCACCAAAUCUCAGGCAACGUCAUCAAGGCCAGGCAAGAGAGUCUGAAAGACUUGCCUGAAGACGCAAAGAAGAGUCGUCACCUGGAUUUCCUAGACAUUCUUUUGACUGCUAGAGAUGAAAAUGGCACUGGUUUGACUUUUAAAGAAAUCCGUGAUGAAGUUGACACGUUUCUGUUUGAAGGUCAUGAUACAACUAAGGCAGCUCUCAGCUGGUGCCUGUACUGCCUGGGCAAAUACCCGGAGGAACAGCGCAAAGUCAGGGAGGAAGUCAUCCGGGUGUUUGCUGACAAACAGGAGUUAGAGUGGGAGGACAUACAACAGCUUCAGUACACCAGUCUCUUCUUGAAGGAGGUGCUGAGGAUGUACCCCUCUGCACCACAGAUUUCUAGGGUAACAACACGCCCGGUUACCAUUGACGGGAUUGAGCUCCCAGAGGGCUCAACUAUAGAGGUCCACAUAUAUGCGUUGCACCAUAACCCGCUAAUCUGGAAAGACCCAGAGACCUUCAAACCUGCAAGGUUCAGCCUGGAGAACUUUGCCAAGCAUGACCCAUAUUCCUUCAUUCCUUUCUCUGCUGGACCAAGGAACUGCAUCGGACAAGUAUUUGCCCUGAAUGAAAUCAAGACAGUACUGGCAUGUUUGGUGAAGUGGUUUGAGUUUGGCUUUGAUGAGGCUCACGAAGACAAGGUUUUGCUACAGCCUCUAGGAACAUUAAAAUCCAAACAUGGGAUAAAAGUCCGAGUGACCCCAUGCAAGUAGAGGUACAUUGUAUCAUAUUCACAAACUGCUCAAAACUGUCAGUGUUUCUAAGGUGCACCUGAGACCCAGAAACACGAUGUCAUAUCACUCGUACCUCACGCACACACAUGGUUAAAAGGCAAAAUAAGAUUUGGGUGAUGUCAGCAGAAACAGUCGCAUUGUCAGGUUGUAGAAAUAACUUGUGUCUGAUUGGUAAAACUUGGUAACAUAAUGGCACUUUCAGUUUUCACAAUCUGUCACUUUUUCUUCCCGUGAAAUGCGAUUUCUCGGUUAUGCAAAUCUUGAAAAUACAAAAAUGGGACAUUUUUGAGACGCACAUAUACAUUUGGUGACGAUUCCACAGAAGCAUUUCUGACUCAAGUCAAAAUUUAAUUUUUGGUAGUGGAAGUUAAAAUUUGGACACAUUUGUCUUAAGAUAAUAUUGAUGAGAUGAACACAAUUUUAUUUACUAAAGCCGAAAAAUGAGUUUUAAUAUCUCAUUUCAAAUUCAGAAAUGAAGUCAAAAAUGCCUUUGAGGAAUUUGGCUUCUGGUCUAGUGUUGUCGUUUAAGUUUGUACACUGCUUCAGUUUGUGUACAGAACAGCUGGAUCUUACCCAUACAUGGAUGUAAGCCUUGACAUUUUGUGGUAUAACUUGUAAUUUUGCCUAUAUAUAUAUAAUUUACUUUAGUCUGAAUAAUUAUUCUGUGAGGAUUUUAUAUCAGAUAAUUGCUUGAGACAUAUUUUGAAACGUAUUACCGGUUCUGAAAUUUUGAGUUUUGCAACUAAUCUCAGGGGGAAAUUAUGCAAUGCGUAGUUUUGUUUAAUAUGAUGACCAGCUAUUGUUAAAUAGGGUUAAUUUGCUCAAAUUUUAAGAUGUAUAACUUGUAAUGUAUUAUUAGUUAGAUAAUUAGUGUAUUUUGCAAUGCAAUUAAUGAUAUACAUUUAAAAAUAUUACUUUAUACUGUAAGCCACAUAUCAAGUGGGCAUAAAAAAUGGACCUUACUUUUGACACUCAGUAUCUCCGAAACCCUCAAAAGCCAUUAUAUCCUAAGUAUACAGACCACAUUUCAAUUUCAUCUUUUAAGAUUUCUGUUCAUGGGACCAAAAAAACCAUCUUGAUUCAGCAAAACUUGUGCCUAUCUAGCAGAAGGGUUUCUCUGACACUAGAGCCAGACAAUUUUUCCAGAUGACACUUUCUGACACGUGUCAAACAGGUGCAGCGCACGCUCUACUCCUGACACCUGUAAGGUGAUGCAAUGUGGGUCACCAGAACGUGCGUUUUUGAGGCUAUGUUUUCAUUUUAACCCUUUCUACACACUACACAAGCUGUGACCUUGAAAAUGGGUCAUUAUAUUAACAAAAUCAUGCCAUUUGAAUGACUAAAGUUUGAAAGGGUUUGGAUAAAGGAUAAUGGAGCAAUGCAGCAUCAAAGUACGGCUCAUUUUUAUGCCCACCCGAUAUAACAUUAUUUUAACUCCUUAUACACUUUUUUUUUGGCUAUUCGUUGUAACAGUAUUUGAAGGUAAUGCAAACAAGUAAUCAUGUAUCAUGCUUACAUGUAGCUGUUUUGUCCACCACGCUUAAGUUGUACUUGCAUCUGUUAUUAUCGGUGUAUACAUGUACUUACACUUAUACCAUAGAUGGCUUUAUAUAUACAA